AUGGACACUCUUGGUGUGAUUGCUACUGUGAUUUUUGUCAUUGCUACUGCGGUGGUAACACAAAUUGGCGAGUCCAUUCGACAGUGGCUCAUCGAGAACGUGGUUGAUCCAUUUGGUCAGUUUCUCAUUGAAAAACUAGGUAAACCUGUUGGACAGUGGCUUACCAGUUACAUGGUUGAACCAAUUGGACAAUGGCUGGGUUAUUCGUUUCACUACAGCAGCAACAUUGAUAAUAUGAAGGAACAGGCAGAGAAGUUGGAGGAGGUUCGAGAAAGGGUGAAACAUUCAGUUGAUGCUCGUAUAGGAAACUGCGGUGAAAAUAAAGCUGAUGUUAACAGGUGGUUAGAAAAUAUGGAUGUGAUUAUGGGAAAGGUUAAGAAAGUUCUUGAAGAUGAAACGAAAGCAAAGAUGAAGUGUUCCUAUGGGAUAUGCUUGAACUUGAAGCUACGACAUGAGCUAAGUAAGAAAGCAAAGAAGAUAGCGAAAGAUAUUGAUGAAGUCUUGGAAAAUGGUGGAUUUGAUAAGGUUUCCAAUAUGGAUUACAUGAGCUUUAACUCAAGAAUGUCAACUCUGAAUGGACUUAUGGUGGCACUGGGAGAUGUUAAUAUCAACAUGAUUGGGGUGUGGGGGAUGCCCGGUGCUGGAAAGACUACACUUGUGAGAGAAGUUGUUUGGCAAGCCAAAAAAGAAAAGUUAUUUGACGAGGUCGCUAUGGCAACUGUGAUGCAGAGCCCAGAUCUAAGGCAAAUUCAAGGAGAAAUAGCGGACAUGCUAGAUCUUAAGUUUGAUGACGUGGAGACUGUACCUGGAAGAGCAAUUCGUCUACGAGAUAGGCUAAAAAGAAAUAAUAAAGCACUUGUUAUCCUAGAUGAUAUAUGGAAUAAACUUGAUUUGGAGGCGAUAGGAAUUCCUUGUAAUGGAUGUAAAAUAUUGUUGACAUCCAGAGAUAGAGAUAUAUUAUCUUGUGAGAUGAACACGCAAAAAAAAUUUGAGCUUGAUGUUUUAUCCCCUGAUGAAGCAUGGAGUUUAUUUGAGAAGAUGGCGGGUGAUUCUCUCAAAGAUCCUAAUUUGAAAUCCAUCGCAAUGCAGGUGGCUGAAGUGUGUGCAUGUUUGCCUCUCGCAAUUGUAACAGUUGCAACGGCAUUAAAAAAUAAGAGUUUGUUUGAAUGGGAAGAUGCUCUACAACAACUAAGGAGACCCUCCCCUGUACACCUCACAGGAAUGCAAGCAGCUAUAUAUUCAAAAAUAGAGUUGAGUUACAAUCAUCUUGGAAGUCCAGUGGUCAAGUCCUUCUUUUUACUAUGUAGUCAAAUGGGUCCUGCCAUUCUUUACCUGGACUUGGUAAAAUACUGUUUUGGCCUGUGUUUAUUUCCUGGCAUCCGUACAUUGGAAGAAGCUCGAAAUAAAGUGUAUACACUGGUUCGGAGCCUCAAAGACUCUUGUUUGUUGCUAGAAGACCCUCGUACAAGCAAGUAUGUCCGUAUGCACGACCUUGUUCGUGACGUCGCCAUAUUAAUUGCCAAGGCUCAAAAUGUGUUCACGGUGAGAAAUGAUGAUCCAGUAAAAUGGCCAGAUGAAGAUGCACUAACAAUGUGCUCAUCAAUCUCAGUUCGUGCUGAGGAUAUCCAUGAACUUCCUGACGGGUUGGUAUGUCCGAAGUUAAAAUUCUUGUACGUGCAUGGCAGAGAUCGGGAUUUUAAAAUUUCAGAAACUUUUUUCAGAGGAAUGAGGGAGCUGAAAGUUUUAGAUUUAACUAAAAUGAGACUUUCAUCACUUCCUUCAUCAAUUAAUCUCCUCACAAACCUACGAACAUUGUGUCUGGAUCAAUGUGUUUUGAAAGAUAUUGCAGUGAUUGGAGAGUUGAAAAAUCUAGAUAUUCUUAGCCUUUUGUCCUCCAAAUUUACACAGUUGCCAAAAGAAAUAGGUCUCCUGACUCGUUUACGGUUGUUGGAUUUGUCAAAUUGUACCAAACUUGAAGUGAUUCCACCAAAUGUCCUAUCACGCUUAGUACAAUUAGAAGAGUUAUAUGUCUGUAAUAGCUUCACUCAAUGGGAGCUUGAAGGAGUGAACAAUGAAAGAGCUAGUCUGGCAGAGUUAAAGCAUUUAUCGUUGUUGACCACUUUAGAAGUAAAUAUUCCAAAUGUGAACAUGUUGCCAAAAAAUUUGUUGUUUAUGAAGUUGAAAAGAUACCAAAUAUUUAUAGGAGAUGUGUGGGAUCAGUUUGGUAAAUCUGAAAGCUCAAGAGCGCUAAAACUCAAGUUGAAUUCGAGCUUUGAAUUAGAGCAGGGGAUCAAGAUGUUGUUGAGUGGAAUAGAAGAUUUGUGUUUGGAUGAGUUAAAAGGUGUUAAGAGUAUCAUAUCUGAACUAGAUAGCAAAGGCUUCCAACAACUGAAGCAUCUACAUGUCCAAAAUAAUUCUGAGAUGAAGUACAUCAUCUAUUCAAAGGGAUUGGUUAUUGCUGAUGUUGUCUUUCCUGUCUUGGAGAUAUUUUCACUCAAAAACAUGAUCAACUUGGAAGAAAUAUGUCAUGGACAGAUUCCCUUGACAUCCUUUGGUAACUUAAGCAUUGUGAAAGUGGAACAUUGUGAGAAACUAAAGUUUAUCUUCUCAUCAUCCAUAGCAAAAAGCCUUUCACAACUUCAAACAUUAGAGAUAAGAGAAUGCAGCAUCAUGGGUGCAAUAGUCGAAAAAGAAGAGGGCAGAAUAGAAGACAGAGAUAUGAAGUUUUUCCCUCAAUUGCGUCGCUUACUACUAUAUUGUCUUCCAAAGCUCGUGAGCUUCUUAAGUACACAAAAUUCAGACAUAAUUGAUGCUGGAGAAGUCAUUCCUCAAAGCGAACAGGUUGUGUUCCCCAACUUGGAAACGUUGGAACUGUCCUCUAUACACUCUGAAGAGAUACUAAUUCACAACCAACAUCGGGCAAGCUCCUCUUUCAAAUUAACAGACCCGAGAUUUCAAAAUUUGCGAAAAUUGACCGUGAAAGGCUCUGGCAAUUUAAAAUACCUAUUGUCUUCUUCUACAGCGACAUUUAUGAUUCAGCUCAAAUAUCUUGACAUUGAGGACUGUAAGGUAAUGGAAGAGUCCUCAAAAGAUUCUGCGUAG
Molecule: messenger RNA, 3102 nt
Organism: Quercus lobata
Lineage: Eukaryota; Viridiplantae; Streptophyta; Magnoliopsida; Fagales; Fagaceae
Product: disease resistance protein At4g27190-like
Exons: 3
Coding region: 1-3102 (1033 amino acids)
Molecular function (GO): ADP binding; ATP hydrolysis activity
Source: RefSeq, a predicted model, not a curated record